Molecule: messenger RNA, 10921 nt
Organism: Hipposideros armiger (great roundleaf bat)
Lineage: Eukaryota; Metazoa; Chordata; Mammalia; Chiroptera; Hipposideridae
Gene: CNNM2
Product: cyclin and CBS domain divalent metal cation transport mediator 2
Exons: 8
Coding region: 4701-7328 (875 amino acids)
Biological process (GO): transport; magnesium ion homeostasis
Cellular component (GO): plasma membrane
Molecular function (GO): magnesium ion transmembrane transporter activity
Source: RefSeq, a predicted model, not a curated record
AUUUAAAGAGGAAGCAGAGGGUUCUGAUGUGGUAUUAAUAAAUGGGGAGAAAUAAGUUAAAUCUUCAGUUUAGUAAUGUUUAAAAGAAAACAAAUAGGUAUCUCAGAGGAACUAAAAAUAGAAUUUUUUCCACUGAGGUCUGACAUAUUGUUUGUCUAUACAUGGGGAGUUUGACUUAUUAUUGGAGUAGAAUUUUUGCUCCAGCUUCAGAGGAUGUGGAAAAAGGCCAUGGGAACAAACUCAGCUGGUAUGGGGAAACUGACAUUUUAUGACUAGAGUCCUAAUCAUAAAUGAAAGCUCUGGUAUCAGGUCCAUGCAGGUCUGGGUCUUCUGGGAGGGCUCCGAAUUGGACAUUCAGCAUCUGUUCUUUCCUCUGCGAUCCCAUUCCUAGUUACCAUCCUCCUGUUGGAGUUUUCCUUACCUCCCAUCUCUUCCUCAACUCCCCAAAUGUGGUUUUGGAAUUUAGGGUUUUGAAUGGGCAAUCAUCACAUGGGUCAACUGUAAAAACUAGGUAAGUGAAAAGUUUUCCUAAAAUCACUACCUGGGUUGAGUGUUUUAAUCAUAAUGAUAAGGAUAAGCGAGUUUAGAACCUUUCUUACCUCUUUGUCCAAGGCUGAGCUGGAAGCUGGAAGGGGACAUAACCACAGUCAGAAAGCCCAUUCUAAAAGAUUCUAGAAAAUCCCGCAGUUGCAGAGCCUGGCAGUCGGGACAGCAGUUCUAGAGCAGGGCACAUAGCAGACUUGUAGCAGUUUUUCUCUGGGUAGCCCAGAAGGUCAAGGGGUCAGUGGAGGAAGGAAGUGAGUGACAACAGAAGAGUCAGAGUAGGGAGACCUCUUGGGGCUUCCCAGUGGGGGGGGGUGCAGGUGGGGCAGGCUCCCUGGGAGAAGGGCAGUGAGGGAGUGAGGUGCUGUCCUGUGCCCAGGGAAAUCAGGAGGGAGUGGCAAGGGGCAACCCGCCAUUGGCAGAGUGACUCCCUCAUACCCACCUGAGACUCCAGACUCAUUCUUGACGAGAUUGGCCCCUUCUCAAAGGAGGAAGCUUUCCUUGUAACUCUGUCAAAAAGCCACGUUUUUCUUUCUCUUCCUAUCCCAGUGACUAUGUCCAGCAAAUAUUUAGAAAAGGAGGGAAAUAGGAAAGCCCGAAACCAAAAGCCAGAAAAGUCCUCUAGAGAAGGUAAAUGGAAUUGCCGAUUUUAUUUUACUUUGCUUUUUGCCCACUGUUAUGAAAAGUUCUCAUUUGACCUAAAAGAGUUCUAUGUAUUGAAACGAGAAGACAAUGUUGCUUCAGGGGGAACAGGUUGGACUCUAGGAAAAGUUUGGGUCACUCCAGCAUUUGCCCAGUUCCUGCCUUUCCUCAGAGGACCUGGUGCUUUGAUACAAUUAAAAUGUCACUGUUGAAGCAAUAACUUUGAAUAUUUUUCUACAACUAGGCGAUUUUCUUGGGGGGGAAAGGGGGAAGGAAGAGUUUCUUUAUAAAAUUAGAGCUUUAUGUUGAGAAACAAAACACAUUGAGAGCCAUUUAGUGUUUUACUUGCAAUAUUUAAAAUUAAACUCUGAAAGGCUUUUAGGUCCGGAUGCGGUACCUUACAAAUUUCUGAGCCUGCACACGUGGGAGCUUAUCCCUGCAAAGAGAAUUGAAUGGUCACUCUCCCCAUUUAGUAUCCAGUGAAGGAUUCCGUCAAGGGAGAAAUACAGAAGGUGUUGGUUAGGAGGUUCUGGCUUUACCUAAAUGAUUUACUUAAGGUCAAGUCAGAACCUAUCUAGGAUUAGACAUCUGCAGGAAUUAUUUAGCAAUCUUGGGCCUUCUGUAGCCCUUUUUUGGGGUGAAAUACAUCAGAGUUUGGGUUUUUGUUGUAUUCUUUUUCUUCCUGAUUUAAAAAGUGAUCCCUAGAAGCAAGUGUUGUCUUUGUCCUCGAUUCUGCCUGGUGGACAGACUGGGAAGCCUCCUGGAUGUCAUGAUAAGCCUGCACCAGCUGGCUUACUCACUAGAGAGAGGGUAGGUAACUCCUUGAACUAAAAAUCCUCCAAACUUGAAGGAAGAUUCCUCUUGCUAAGGAAAAAUUACUUAUCUAGAUCACUUUGUGUUUUGGGUGUACCUGAAGACUAUGACCCCCCUCCUAGUAUAAACAUCACUCAGUAAUCCCCUGUGUGAAUUUGAGUGUGGUUUAUUUUACAUUGUAAAAUGUCAUUUCUAACAUUUUUGCUAUGAAGUCCUGAAUUUCUAACUUGCUUCUAAAUUGCUAAAUGCCACACUUUCCUGACUAUUCUGGCAUUCUUUGAAAUGCACAGGAAAUGUCUGUAGGUUUGGCAAGCUCUCCCCACCCCCUUCUCCGCACUCUUAUUCCAAAAAUGUACAUUCAGCAUUUGAGAGCUUUUAAUCAUCUUCCCUCUUAGCUCCCUUAAACACACUUGUACUCACACUUUUUAUGAAGUUAAAACAGUUUCAUUUUCAAUCAGCUGACUUAGAAGGACCAUAUUUAUCCUUAACCUUUGUCAGAUAUCCCUAAAAACCUCAACUUCAAAAAAUCUUCUAUACUUCAAUAAUGCUAUUUUUAUAAAUGCAUGCCAAGUCUGUGAAUAUGUUUUUUUUUCCAUCUGAACUUAUUUUUCAAAUGCAGCAGUAUGAAAAUUGGGGGUGGAGGAAACAUCACCAGAAACUGAAGUGCUGGAAGUUAAAAUUGGGGACAUUACUUGAAAUAAUCAGAAUAAAAAAUUCUUCAUUCCUUUAACAUUCUACAAAUACUGUUUUGAACAUAUACCAUUGUUUUAGGCCCUCCUGAUACAGCAGUGAACAAAACAGACAAAAUCCUUGCUCUUAGGAAGCUCAAGUUCUAGUGGAAGGAGACAGACAAGAAAUAAAUUAAGGAAAACAAAGCAGAGAUGGAGAACAGGGGAUGUUUGUUUACAAAUUUUUUAAAAAGGAAGUCUUUGAGCAGUCUUGAAGGGGGUGAACUAAGGGGCUAUGCUGACAUCCAGGGGGAAGAAAGUCCCAGGCACAGGAAACAACAGCAAGUGCACAAGUUCCCAGGAAUACAGUCGUGGAGAGAAUGAGAAACAGCUAGGAGAAACUGGAGAAACUGACUGGAGCAGCAGGUGAUGAGGUCAAAGAAGUAAAAGGAGGCACCAGGCAGGGCCUUUAGCGUCUUGUCGGAUAAUGUAGGUACUGUGGCUUUUACUGUGAUGACAUGGGAAGUCCAGAGAAGCAUUUCAGAUAAGGGAGUGACAGAAUCUCAUUUAACAAGACCAAUCUGGCUGCUGGGUGGAGGAGGCAAAAGGGCAGGUGUAAAAGAGGAGAGACCAGUUAGGAAGCCCCUGCAAUCAUCGUGACCAGAUAUUGAUCAGAAAAUGUGCUUGCAGAAUACAAAAAAGGAAGCAAUUAUUUUUUUGGCUGUUAUUAAGUUGUAAGAAGACCAAUUUGGCUGUUAACUCUGUUACCGCCUCUCCUCCAGACGCAGUGGGUUUGGAAGUCCUGGGAAGCUAAGUCUUCAAGAUUUUUUUCUCCUGAGCAACAAACAGAGUAACCUAGCAGGGUUUGGUGAGUGUGAUAAAGUAUGAGACUUUAUGGGUCUGUUUAAGAUAUCUGCUCCCUUCCAUUUUCCAAACUUGCCUGGGUGCCUGUUAGAAAUACAGAUUCUUGGGUCCUACCCUUUCAGUAAGCAUGGAAUGGAGUCCAUGGAAUAUGUACUUUCAGCAAGAAUAUAAGGGAUUCUUAUGUCUUGGAAGAUGGGGAAACUGCUUAACUCUAACCUCCCCACCUCCCGCAAACCCUUUGGGGUUUGCUGUGGACUGGGAAAUCGUUGCAGGGCGCCCAUACCGCCGGCAGGUGGCGCUAGGAGACCGCGAGGGGCAGAGUGCGGAGACGCGCGAGGCUCCAGGAGAGCGGGUCCGUGCGGUGUUGGGGCCAACCAGCUACCACUUAUCUCGGGCGGAGCGGCGCGCAAGAGUAGAGGAGUGGGGCACUGUCGGUGCCCGGGCUUCUUUUUACGCUAAUGUGCAUCUUAAGCUGUUCCUAGUCGGCUUCUCGGGCUGCUGGGGCAGGAAGGCGCAGCCUUCUCUGCACCGGCAUUGAGCACUUGGUGAGACCGCAACGCGAUGCAGCGAGAACCGGCUGCUUGGCGCCGCAGGACGUAAGUCCAACCCUACCAACUAAGGCGCCAAGAUCUACUACCGAGGCUCGUCUAGGAGCCGUGGCUUCUCCAAAGGCCCCUUUUUAUUGGCAGCCGUACAGAAGGCCCCGCCCCCUUUCGUACAGCUCUCAUCUGUGACUGGCUCUCGGGUCCCAGCUGGCCACUCCUCCUUCCCUCGCACAUACACAAGAGUCACGCGCCUUUCAGUUGGAAACUUGGCGUGCUGAGGAGGACCGUGGCCCUCAUCUCCCCACCCACUCACCUUGCCAUUGGUCUGCGGCGCCGCUCAUAACCACGCCCCCAUUCCAGCCCCCUGGCUGGGAGGGCGGGCUCACGCUCAUGAUUGGCUGGUCGGCCUGCCUCUCGCAGGAGCGGCUGGAGCUUUCUCCUCCCUCUCCCUCCUCCCGCGAGCCUCCAGGUUCCUUAGCUGGAUCAGGCCGAGUUAGUGUCAGUCAGGGAGGUGGACUGUUGAGUACUCGGUGCGGACGCUCCGUUGCAAUCUCUCCCAGGGGCCGGUGCCUGCACUCGCGCCGCCGGGUGAGAAGGAUGAAGCCGCAGCUGGAGCAGCCACCCUAUGAUUGGCUGUGGCGCUUGUGAACCCGAAGUAAAGAUGGCGGGCGGGCAGGCAGCCGCCGCACUGCCCACUUGGAAGAUGGCGGCGCGCCGCAGCCUCAGCGCCCGCAGCCGGGGGGUCCUGCAGGCGGCGGCGGAGCGGCUGCUGCCGCUGCUACUGCUGAGCUGCUGCUGUGGCGCGGGAGGCUGCGUAGCGGCGGGCGAGAACGAGGAGACGGUGAUCAUCGGGUUGCGGCUAGAGGACACGAACGACGUGUCGUUCAUGGAAGGGGGGGCGCUGCGGGUGAGCGAGCGGACUCGGGUCAAGCUGCGGGUGUACGGGCAGAACAUCAACAACGAGACGUGGUCCCGCAUCGCCUUCACCGAGCACGAGCGGCGGCGCCACAGCCCCAGCGAGCGCGGGCUGGGGGGCCCCGCGCCGCCGGAGCCGGACAGCGGCCCCCAGCGCUGCGGCAUCCGCACAUCAGAUAUCAUCAUCUUGCCCCAUAUCAUUCUCAACCGCCGUACAUCGGGCAUCAUUGAGAUCGAGAUCAAACCGCUGCGCAAGAUGGAGAAGAGCAAGUCCUAUUACCUGUGCACAUCGCUGUCCACGCCAGCCUUGGGUGCCGGCGGCCCGGGGUCCGCGGGUGGCGCUGUCGGGGGCAAGGGUGGCUCCGGAGUGGCCGGGCUCCCGCCGCCCCCGUGGGCCGAGACCACCUGGAUUUACCACGAUGGCGAGGACACCAAGAUGAUCGUGGGCGAGGAGAAGAAGUUCUUGCUGCCCUUCUGGCUGCAGGUGAUCUUCAUUUCGCUGCUCCUGUGCCUGUCGGGCAUGUUCAGCGGCCUCAACCUGGGGCUCAUGGCCCUGGACCCGAUGGAGCUGCGUAUCGUGCAGAACUGCGGCACGGAGAAGGAGAAGAAUUACGCCAAGCGCAUUGAGCCCGUGCGCAGGCAAGGCAACUACCUGCUGUGCUCGCUGCUGCUGGGCAACGUGCUGGUCAACACCACGCUCACCAUCCUGCUCGACGACAUCGCCGGUUCAGGCCUCGUGGCGGUGGUGGUCUCCACCAUCGGCAUCGUCAUCUUCGGGGAGAUCGUGCCCCAGGCCAUCUGCUCCCGCCACGGCCUGGCUGUAGGGGCCAACACCAUCUUCCUCACCAAGUUUUUCAUGAUGAUGACAUUCCCUGCUUCGUACCCAGUCAGCAAGCUUCUGGACUGCGUCCUGGGCCAGGAGAUAGGCACAGUAUAUAACCGCGAAAAACUGCUGGAGAUGCUCCGAGUCACAGACCCCUACAACGACCUCGUUAAGGAGGAGCUGAACAUCAUCCAAGGGGCGCUGGAGCUCCGCACCAAGACCGUGGAGGACGUGAUGACUCCCCUCCGCGACUGCUUCAUGAUCACCGGCGAAGCCAUUCUGGACUUCAACACCAUGUCGGAGAUCAUGGAGAGCGGCUACACGCGCAUUCCAGUAUUCGAGGGGGAGCGCUCCAACAUCGUGGACCUCCUCUUUGUCAAAGACUUGGCCUUCGUGGAUCCAGAUGACUGUACUCCCCUGAAAACCAUCACUAAAUUUUAUAACCACCCCUUGCACUUUGUUUUCAAUGACACCAAGUUGGACGCUAUGCUGGAAGAAUUUAAGAAAGGUAAAUCUCACCUGGCUAUUGUACAGCGAGUAAACAAUGAGGGAGAGGGGGAUCCAUUUUAUGAAGUUCUGGGAAUUGUCACCUUAGAAGAUGUGAUUGAAGAAAUCAUCAAGUCUGAGAUUCUAGAUGAGACAGACUUAUACACGGAUAACAGAACGAAAAAGAAAGUGGCUCAUCGUGAAAGAAAGCAAGAUUUUUCUGCCUUUAAGCAGACAGAUAGCGAGAUGAAGGUUAAAAUAUCACCACAGCUUCUCUUGGCCAUGCACCGUUUCCUAGCAACAGAAGUAGAAGCAUUUAGCCCAUCCCAGAUGUCAGAGAAGAUCCUCCUAAGGCUGCUAAAGCACCCCAAUGUCAUCCAGGAACUGAAGUAUGAUGAGAAGAACAAGAAAGCCCCAGAAUACUACCUCUACCAGCGAAACAAACCUGUAGACUACUUCGUUCUCAUUUUGCAGGGGAAAGUGGAAGUAGAAGCUGGGAAAGAAGGUAUGAAGUUUGAAGCCAGUGCUUUUUCGUACUAUGGUGUCAUGGCCCUUACAGCUUCUCCAGUUCCUUUGUCCCUGUCUCGUACCUUUGUUGUCAGCAGAACAGAGUUGUUAGCAGCAGGUUCUCCAGGUGAAAACAAGUCACCUCCUCGCCCAUGUGGCUUGAAUCAUUCAGACUCUCUCAGUCGAAGUGACCGAAUCGACGCCAUCACACCGACCUUGGGGAGCAGCAAUAAUCAGCUCAAUGCUUCAUUCCUUCAAGUGUACAUCCCCGAUUACUCAGUGCGCGCCCUUUCUGAUCUCCAGUUUGUUAAGAUCUCAAGACAGCAGUACCAAAAUGCCUUGAUGGCAUCCCGGAUGGACAAAACUCCUCAGUCUUCAGACAGUGAAAACACUAAAAUUGAAUUGACUCUUACGGAGCUGCACGAUGGGUUGCCAGAUGAGACGGCCAACCUGCUCAAUGAACAGAACUGUGUGACGCACAACAAGGCCAAUCAUAGCCUGCAUAACGAAGGCGCCAUCUAGGGCGUACCCCCCAGCCCUCACCCCUCCCGUUCCUGAGGCCCCGAACCAGGCCACUGGGCCUCGGCCUCCGACUGACCGUGAAUCCCAUUAGUGUGAGCUUGUGUGCCAUGCUGCAUCCUGCAACAUCCUGAGACCAAAGACUUUGCCCCUUCCUGGAAGCAGCAGAGGAGGACCCUGAGGGCAGGAAUGGAGACUAGAGCUGGGAAACUGACAGCCCCGGUGUGGCUUUCGAGAUUUGGGAGAUGACCUUCUUCUGCCCAAAUAGAAUCAUGUUUAUUUUUUCAGCUGUACCUUUUAUUGUUAUUCACUCUCCUCCUUCCUUGAUUUGCAUGAAAUUGAAAAUUGUUGGGAUUUAUUUUUUUUCAAGAGAUCAUUGUUUUUAAAAAGUGUUUUUUGCAGAGUUUUAAGUUGUCCUGCCUGGACUCUGCUGUGACCCCAUGAUGUGACCCUUAAUAGGAUGGACUUGCCCCUCCAGUGGCCUUUCUUGGCCCACCCAGGGAGGGGCACCCUUCCUCCAUGCCCCAGUGGGUGUCGCUGUCGAACUUGAAGGAUGAAUGAAGAAAACCCGUGUUGCCGCAGCCCUGCCAGCCCGGGCCUGAGGCGCGGAGCCUGCACAGGGACCUGCACGCGCCUCUCUGAGCUCAGGGUUGUUUUCAGUUAAUGUUUAACUGUGUCCCUUUCCCUCAGAAAGGUUUAACAUUUGCUUGGAAUGUGAUUUUGCUCCCGCUCUAAGGAAUUUUUAUCACGAAAAUGAAUGUUAAUUAAUUUUAAACCCAUGGUUUAUCAUUGGCAAGAGGCAAGGUGACUUCAUCCCGACAUCCCUACAGCCUGGGAUCUCUGGCUCAGCCAGGCCUCCUCCCCGCCCCAGUGCCCCAGCUCACCAAGCGCCGUCAACCCCCCACCCCCAUCCCCCCAUCCUCGCUCUUGUUAACCCAAGAUGCUGCUAUACAGAUGCCAAACGGAAAUCUUCCACAAGGCUUUUGAGUAAACACGUGGUGUGGGCUUUAAGCGCCUCCUCUUCCCAUUGGACGUGUGUAAUUGUCAGAAAAGGUCGACCUUUCGGCUGCCCUCUGUGCUCCAUGUCGAGAAGGCAUUUCUAGACCCAUAUGUUUAAAGGAGGGAAUUUUGGGGACUGCCAGCCCCCGCCCCUCCUUCCAGGGAGUCAACUGCCCCUCUCCCCCACUGUCCCUGGGCCCUUGGGCACAGCCGUGGCUGUGUCCCCCGCCCGAGGACCCCUGUGCCUCCCGCCUCAGAUGCGGCCCACGCCAGAGAGGCUGACUGUAGCCAGGGUCAGCUUGGCCCCAAACGGAUUCAGAAACCAAAUGUGUGUUGUGGCCAUUUCAUGUGUGUCUGUCUUAUUUUAAUACCAAAUUCAUCACGUGUAGUGAAAUUAAUGUCAGGAGGUAUUACUUGAGUGACUGCAUUCUUAACUAUCUUAUCUGUGUUUUAAGUGUUAGCCUAAGGGCUAUGUGCAUUUUGUUGGCAACAUUCGUACACUGAAAUGAAUUCAUUCUGACCCCAGUUUUCAUAUAGAACUGUCAGUCCACGCUGCGUCCAGUCAUAGCUAAGAAGACAGCGUUCUGUCCACUGGGUCCCACUGAAUGAAGGGAAGGCCCAGGGCUAAGCAGCAGUUUGCUUCUUCCUCCUCAAGGUACGAACGUGCACCCCAGGCUGUCUCUGCAGGGGUGGGAGCUAAGCCUGCGUAAUAACCAGCAGUGUGCUGGGCUUGCCUUCUAGCGAGCAGUUCGGUGUCGCCAGUGUCGUGUGCAUGCUUGGCGAGUAUUUCCUCUGGGAUGUCAUUCCUGGAGUGCCUUCCUCAGAAGAUGCCCUGCCCCUUCGUGUGGGAAGUACUGGCUUCACCUCGAGGUGGAGGGUCAUGAGGGUGCCCCCUAAGGGGGCUGAGUGGCCUGCUGCUGGCACCCAACGUGCCACUUUGGGAUGGGGCCCCCACCAUGUAGCUUGAUGUUAAUGGGACCCUGCACCCUGAGUAUCCCUUUUUAUAAACAUCCAUCCAUGUUAAAAAUCUGUUUCAUAAGAUGCUUCUAGCUGAGCACAGUCCCAGCGUGACACAGAAACGGGGACUAUCUGUAGGGUCCACAGAAAUGAGAGUUCGCUGUAAUGAAGUGGAGCCUGGGCCACUCUCUUGGCCAGAACAGCACCUGCCUUCCCUGUGGUCUGGUGGAGCGUGGCCUGCCAAGCCGCCCAUCAGCUUCUCCUGGCUGCUCUGUUUCUCCACAUAGUCCAUCUCGGGGUGCCUUGCUACUGGAAGGAGCCCCUGGAACCACAGUUAAUGUGUUGGAUCUUUUUCAGAGCCCCACUGUCCCUUUAUGAAUCCUAAACCUUGGUGAGAGUCAGUCUGGGCAGUGGAGAGAGGGUUCUAGCCGCUGCCUCCUUGGCUUCAGGGAGAAACAGAACUUCUCAAUGCUGUCUUGUCUUCAGUGUGGUGGCCGUUUGAAAAGUCCUCUCUGGAAAGGAGCUGGCAGGCUGGCUUUGCAGUGGGGCUACCAGAGGACGAACUUUUGGCCUCCCAAGUUUGUAUUUAUUUUCUAUACACUACUCUUUACCUUUGAUUAUUCACACUGUCUUAUAGCAGCGGGGGAAUCCAAAACAAUUCCUGUCUGGUCCCUAAAGGGAUGAGGGCUAACAUUUGGCCAUAGUUACAUCGGCUUUGGGGAAAGCUCCAGACCCUUCGAAUAACACUUAAUGUCUGACAGAUUUCUCCUCCAGGCCCCGCUUUGCUAGUGGAAACUAACUUCAGGCUGUUGAAGCAGCACCGGCUCAUUGCUUCUCCAGGCAGCAGCAGAAUGACUUUGGCUUAGAAGGUCUAUGCAAUUCCGUCUCUACAGUAAAUGGGAGUCGGGCCGAGAAGGCCAUCAGCCAGUUCAGGUGGCCGUGUGCGGCGGCCAGUCCUUAGCACCACGCCUGGGGCCGCGGUUUUUGUAAAUGAGGCGAGUGGGCUGUGGAGUGGAUGCGGCCCUGGGUCCUGAAUUCAGCUGGAGCCCUUGUCGCCAGACCCAAGGCCUCUCUCCACGGUGGCUCCCGUGGCUCCUGCUGGGAGCCUCUUCCUGCUCCCGAGCAGACACUCUGAUAUCCCAAAGGUCCCACCCGGAACUGGGUUCCUAGCAUCCACAUGUUCCCAGGACCGCCUGCUUUCUCUGUAAUCACAGUGGCUUUUCCCCCACUGCCUUAGAGGUUCUCUCCCUUUAUUUCUCUGUUUUAUAGUCAUCAGGCAAAUCCAAAAUCAUAUAAACUCUUGGGAAAACAGAUCCUUAAGAUUUGUAGAUGGAUAUUGGGUGCUGAUCAACUAGCUUAGGCCUUGGUUCUUACAGAGUUUGAAUGUGAAGGGGCGCCCUAACUCUGUUCUUCCUUCCUUCCUCACCUCACUUCUGGAAACGAGCUCAGCGCCCAUGCUUGCCCCCCAAGGGGAAGGGAAUAGGGCAUCCUACCGUUUUUAAUGUUAUUCCAAGGAACUUUUGGGCAAACACUGAAUGCAGAACUCCACACUGAUACGGAACAUUAACUGUGAAUAUAUUUACCUGUGCUAUCCUGAGGACCAUACGACUAACGGACCAGCUUUUUCAAGUCUAGGAAAA